Molecule: messenger RNA, 1077 nt
Organism: Populus nigra (black poplar)
Lineage: Eukaryota; Viridiplantae; Streptophyta; Magnoliopsida; Malpighiales; Salicaceae
Product: agamous-like MADS-box protein AGL103
Exons: 1
Coding region: 1-1077 (358 amino acids)
Biological process (GO): positive regulation of transcription by RNA polymerase II
Molecular function (GO): DNA-binding transcription factor activity, RNA polymerase II-specific; protein dimerization activity; RNA polymerase II cis-regulatory region sequence-specific DNA binding
Source: RefSeq, a predicted model, not a curated record
AUGGAAUCGAUAAGGAAUGAAAAAUCUCGCAUGCUUACCUUCAGGAAAAGGAAGACGACUUUGCUAAAAAAGGUUUCAGAUUUCUCUAUUCUUUGUGGUGUUGAUGCAUGCGUAAUUAUCUUUGGGCCAAAUCAGAAUGAUCAACCAGCUGCCACUGCUGAGACCUGGCCUUCAAAUUCCGAUGAAGUCAGAUGUAUUAUCAACAGGUACAAGGCAUGUGAUCAGCCAAGAAAAUGUUACCAGGGCUCGGACUAUUUUACUGCCAAGAAGAAGAAGAUAGAUGCAGAGUUCACUAAAUUGCACAGGCAAGUUCUUAAAGCUAAAUAUCCUGCGUGGGAUGACCGUCUGAGCAGUUUAUCUAGCGAUCAACUAAGGGUACUUCUUGGUCAAUUGGAUACAAAAUUAAUUGAAACUGCUGAUAAAACACUCAGUAUAUUCAAAGAAUAUCAGUAUGUGAUGGAUAAUGAUGCAUCAUGGAUGCAGGCUAGUUCUCACGACGUACAAAAGUGCAGGAAGAGAAACGGUAACAACAAUGAUAAUAUGGAUUCUACUGAUUUCUUGCAGCUUGUUUCGAAUUGGAAGUCAUUCGAAGCCCAGCCGCCUAUCCCUUUCCAGCCUGAGAUGAGUUCUCCCAUGGCUAAACUUGAUCCAAAUUCAUUGAAUCAGAGGACCUAUAGCAAUGGCUAUUCAACUCUUUACUCCGAACCAAAGGCAUUGAAUGUUUUGCCGCCAGUUCAUUAUGAAUCUAAGCAGAGUGCUCAUAGGACUCCAUCACAAACAAAUAUAACUGAGGAUGCGAUGAUGAAGAUAAUGAGCUAUCAGAGCCAUAACAACUCAUUUGGUUGCCAGGCUAGUAGCAGUAACAAUCAACACCUUUCAUGCAAUGGACCUCUUUAUGUCAACCCUGCACCUUGGGCGUGGUUUAAUAAUGCCGAUUCUUCAGUGAGAUCCGUUGCCUCAACCAUGCAGCCGAUGCAGCCAUACAAGCAAUUUCCAAUGACAAGUUUUCCUCAACAGUCGCUCUUUUCUGAAAUCAAUGAAUUCAAUGGUAAUGCUGAAUUUGAGAGAAGGGAUUAA